CCGUUUAAACUAGCUUCCGAACUGGCUAGGUUAGCAUUAGCAUUAGCAUGCGUGUACUUGAUUUGAGUCAGUCGGACGACGACGAAUGUUAGAAAGAGUUGUCCACUAUUAUCUCUCCUUAAGUUUCACACGCAAGGAUCUUCGAUACCACAGGAACGGUCUGCAAUUUGGAUGACCAACUAUAGGAAGUUGACCACUCUGUAGACAAUAGCAGAUCUGACUCGCCAGUCCACCACAAAAAAAGAAACAGCAUGGACUCCUCCAAAUCCCCCAGAAGAUCCAAACACUGCCAUUCUCGCUCACGGUCCCGCUCCAGGGACAGAAAAAAGAACCGGAAGCACAGACGCAGUCGCAGCAGGAGCAAAGAGGCACGAAAGAGGGACUCUGACAAGCCGCCCAAGUCUCACAAGCACACGGAAGAGCACCACCACGAGAGACUCUCGGCCGAGGACGGAGACGAGCGGUCCAAGCGCAAGGAGAGGAAGUCCCCAAGAGGGCGGAGUUCUUCCCGGUCGCACUCCCGGGACAGGCGUCAUCACAGCAGAAGCAGAGACAAGCGACGAUCGCGAUCACACAGCCGCGACAGAAAGAGGAGGCCUCGCUCACGUUCAAGGUCCAAACACCGGCAUCAAAGCAGAAGUCGCAGCAAGAGCAGGGAGCGAAAGAAAAAACCCGAAAAGGUGCGCAGGAGGAGUCGUAGCGGGACGCCUAAUCUGGUGGUCUUCCGUGGCCGAAACACAGCGAUGGACGCACAAGAGGCACUUGCCAGAAGGUUAGACAGAGCCAAGAAACUCCAGGAGCAGAAGGAGAAGGAUUUGUUAGAAAAACGACAGCAGGAGAUUGUUGCAGGCGCUUCCCCGGUUGCUGCAGCAUCCGCUGCUACCUCAUCAAACUCCACCCUCAACGUGGCGGCCCUGUUGGCCUCCGGGACGCAGGUGACGCCGCAGAUUGCCAUGGCGGCGCAGAUGGCGGCACUUCAAGCCAAAACGCUGUCAGAGACUGGCAUCGCCGUUCCGAGUUUCUACAACCCGUCUGCCGUCAAUCCGUCAAAGUUUGCCGAACAGGAAAAAAAGAGGAAAAUGUUGUGGCAGGGAAAGAAGGAAGGGGACAAGUCUCAGACAGCAGAGUUGUGGGAGAAGUUGAACUUUGGGAACAAGGACCAAAAUGUUAAAUUUCGCAAAUUAAUGGGAAUUAAAGGUGAAGACGAGGGGCAAGCUUCCAAACCACUAAAUGAUGAAGGUAUCAAGACACUCCAAAAGCAAGAGGAAAUGUUCCGGAACCUUGACGUCCAAUACGAGAUGGCUCGAUCCCAGACUCACACCCAGCGAGGAAUGGGCCUGGGCUUUUCCUCGGCUUUUUCCCACGGAAUGGAUUCCUUCUAGCGCUGUGACGGACACCCGAUACAAACAUGGUACGGGACUUCCAGCUCAUGGCUAGCUUGCAUGGAUCAUUUAUUCAUAGAAGAUGUGUAUAUAACAAGAAGCUGAAGUCAGCUCAGCAUUCAUCAGUGUUCAGUACAUGAAGCAUCACGUUCAAAUGGAUGAUGGUACUUACAAAAUAUGAUUUUUGUGGAUUACUGU
Messenger RNA from Nerophis lumbriciformis (worm pipefish), 1580 nucleotides. RefSeq names its product arginine/serine-rich coiled-coil 2 (gene rsrc2). The record is from RefSeq and is a predicted model, not a curated record. NCBI's taxonomy places the organism in Eukaryota, Metazoa, Chordata, Actinopteri, Syngnathiformes, Syngnathidae.